AUGCCUGAUAUUCCAUCUGUCGAUUUGAGCUUCGAAGCACUCAUGUCCGGACUCGGGCCCCAGUCUGAAUACAUAAAACAUACCAAAUAUACAAGUCGUAUUAUUGGCUUGUUACGAUUGAUAAGGGAUCUCAAAGAUGUCCCGGACAGCUUGUACUAUGAAGCUCGUCGCAGUUGUCAUGAUGGUGUCGAGGAGCUAAGGGAGGAAAUCUUGCGCGACGAAUACUCCUUGAACCGCGAAAAAAACCAAGAUUGGGAAAUAAAGUCGGGACAAGCUGGAGCUCCUCUGAACGGAAGAGACCAUCAAAUCAUUAAGAACCUUCUGGAGGGUGCUGUGCAAAAGAAAUCCGAGAAAUUUGAAGGUGUGGGAAUGAUCAGAAUGUGGAGUUUGUUCACAGAUAGAGCAUAUCUGGAUAUAUUGAUCAAGCGCUUAAAGCCAGGCCAUGGUAUGCAGGCAUACAGGAUCAAACCAGUCAUAAAUAAGUACUACAGAGGCGUUGCUCCCGAUCGAGGUUCUUGUCGAUCCUAG
Botrytis porri is the source of this 528-nucleotide messenger RNA. RefSeq lists its product as uncharacterized. The record is from RefSeq and is a predicted model, not a curated record. The transcript has 3 exons. Bases 1 to 528 code for a protein of 175 amino acids. Lineage: Eukaryota; Fungi; Ascomycota; Leotiomycetes; Helotiales; Sclerotiniaceae.